AUGGCAUCAUCUGGUUAUUCACAGUCGUCGGCAUUGCACCUAGUCAUCUCUAGCAUUACUUUCUCUUUCUUGAAACCCAUCGAAGUAGGCAGCAUAGCCGCUUACUGGGGUCAACACACUGAUGAAGGGACCCUAGCCGCCGCCUGCGCCACCGGAAAUUACAAGUUCAUAAUGAUAGCUUUCCUGACCACCUUCGGCAGCGGCCAAACACCAGUUCUGAACCUGGCCGGUCAUUGUGAUCCUGCUUCCACUUGCUCCGGUUUAUCCUCCGACAUACAAUCAUGCCAGAACCAAGGUAUCAAGGUGUUUCUUUCUUUAGGAGGAGCUGUCGGGAGCUACUCGCUCUCGUCAUCUGAAGAUGCACAACAAGUUUCCGAUUACUUAUGGAAUAACUUUCUCGGUGGCCAGUCGAAUUCCCGGCCAUUAGGUGAUGCUGUUUUAGACGGAAUCGACUUUGUUAUUGAGUCCGGAUCAGGUGAGUUCUGGCCUGACCUAGCCAAGGCACUGGCCCUGUACAGCUCUCAGAAAAAGGUCUACUUAUCUGCAGCACCGCAGUGCCCUAUCCCUGACGCUCGUCAUGAUUCCUCAAUCCAGACUGGCUUAUUCGACUACGUCUGGUUGCAGUUCUAUAACAAUCCGCAGUGCGAGUUUGGGGCGGACGCUGAUGCUUUAUUAGCUCGAUGGAACCAGUGGACUCAGGUCAACUCCAAUCAGAUUUUCUUGGGUCUGCCUGCAGCCACCGGAGCUGCCAGCAGCGGAUACAUUCCGCCGGAUGUUCUUACGUCUAGUGUUCUUCCAUCGAUCAAGAGCUCUCCCAAGUAUGGUGGGGUUAUGCUGUGGGACAGGUUCUUUGAUCAACAAAGUGGAUACAGUGCAGCUAUCAAAAACAGUGUUUGA
This is a messenger RNA of Lactuca saligna, 897 nucleotides long. The record is from the annotation of a GenBank genome assembly. Lineage: Eukaryota; Viridiplantae; Streptophyta; Magnoliopsida; Asterales; Asteraceae.